This is a messenger RNA of Moneuplotes crassus, 2177 nucleotides long. The record is from the annotation of a GenBank genome assembly. NCBI's taxonomy places the organism in Eukaryota, Ciliophora, Spirotrichea, Euplotida, Euplotidae.
AUGGAAGGCGAUCAGAAUUCUAAGAAUGCCUCGAAUGAGGAUUACAUGGGAGCAUGGGGAGAUGAAAUACCAGAUUUUCUCCAAUCUUCAGCACCAGCUUCUUCAGCACAACCAAAGCCAGUUAAAAAAAGUAAACAAAAAGGAAAAGGGAAGAAAAAUAAACAGAAACCGAAGAAAGCUCCUGUUCCAAAACCAAUUGUAGAAGAGACUAAGCAAGUUAAUGAAAUCCCCCAAGCAAGCACUGCCAUGGAACCAGAUUUUGAAGCUCCUGCUCCUCAAGAAACUAUCCAAAAAGUCCAACAGAAACAAAAGCCAAUUCAACCUGAACCCUCCUCAACAGCAGAGGUUGCUAAAGAAGAAACAAAUGUUGAAGGAAAGGAGCUAAAUAUGGAGGAAAAUAAGCAAAAUAUCCCCAUCGAGAACCAAUCUCCAGCUGAAAAUGCCCCUGAAGAAUCACCUGAAGGAGCCACCCAAGAAGCACCAGAAGAAGACAAGAAGGAAGAAACCGAAGAAGAGCGUAAAAAGAGAGAAGAAAAGGAGAAAAGGGCCAAAAAUAUCGAAAUCCUAGAGAAGCAAAUUCAAGAAGAGGAGUCCAUGAUGUUUGACUGGGGGAAUCUCGAAGAGACUAUGGAAAAACAGAAGUUUAUCGACUCAUUAAAGGAAGAGCUUUAUUACCUCAAGAACCCUAAUAAGAAGAGAAAGAAGAAAAAGAAGGCUCCCAAAAAUAAUAAGAAAUUAAUGGUUAAUAUCCUCAAACCCCAGAUGUCUAAAAAUACAAUUGUAAAGGAGCAACUAAUGACAGAAAAAUCUGUUAAAUUAUGUAACGAUCCUGAUUUUGAAGUUUCUAACAUCAAGCUGGAUAAGCUACAGAAGGGAAUGUUCAACAGGUCAAACAACUGUUUUAUGAAUGUGAUCCUUCAGAGUUUGUACUCUAUUCCAGUUUUCUACAACUUCUUGGCCCACCUUAAUGACCAGAUUGAGUCAAAUCCUUUAUUGAAAGACAUUUUUGACAGGAACUCUGAUGAUAACCUGUUGAUUGCUAAUUUCCUUGAAUUAGCCAAAUGUUUUAGUCCUGACACAGGAGGAAUCACAAAUAUGCUUCAUUAUGGAGAUAAGGUCAUCAAUGUAGAAGAGAUUUUCAAAACUCUACUCAUGAACUUCAACCCUGACAAGCAGCAACAAGAUUGUCAUGAAUUCCUUGGACUAAUGCUCGACACUCUGAAUAAUGAGCUUAACGAAAUCUUGGAAAAGGUAGGCAUCUCCACCAAAAGCCAAUCUCUUAAGAACACUAGUGUCGGACCUGCUGCCGAAGAAUGGGAAGAGACUGGAAAGAAAAAGCUUAAAAUCAAGAACAAGGCAGAAGAUCUUAUCAAAAAUAGCCCUAUUUUUGAGAUAUUCGGUGGAUGAAUGAGAGAAGACAUUAAUGUUGAAGGAAAACACAGCAACAACGCAAGAGUACAGCCAUAUCUGUACCUAAGUCUCCCAAUCACAAUGGAAUGCUCCAUAGAUUCCUCUUUGAAGCAGUACUUUGAACCAGAGGAGCUAGAAGGGUUCAAAUUUGGAAAGAAAGAUGCCUAUGCCACUAAGAAACAAUCUUUACUGACUAUCCCAAACAUUCUGAUUCUGCACGUGAAAAGGUUCAUAUACACCGACAGAGCUGUUAAGACAGGGGAAACAAUAUAUUAUCCUGAUAUCCUUGAGCUCCAAGAUGAGUACUUCGCCCCUGAACUCCAAGAAGAACGUAAGAAUAUCAGAAAAGAAGAAGAGAAAGCUGAAAAGGCUAAAAAGGAUGCCUUAGAAGCAAAGAAGGCAUCUGCCCCUGAAGAAAAGAAGGCAAAGAAAAAGAAAUCCAAAGCUAAAGCCAAGAACGGAGUCAAGGUCAAUAUUAUAGAACAAUCGGAAGAGGAGAAGAAAGAAAUGAAUGAUUACAAACAUCUUGAAAAAUAUGAACUCAUAGGUGUCAUUGUUCACAAGGGAACAUCUGUCCUCAAAGGUCAUUAUGUCACCUUUGUUAAGGAUGCAUAUGGAAACUGGGUUCUGUAUGAUGAUAAGGAAUGUAAGAAUGUCACUGCCAAUCUUGUCCUUGACCAACAAGCUUAUGUACUGAUCUACCGUAAGUUCUAGCCCAGGAAGAUCUCAUGUUGUAAAAUCUAUCAGGAAAUUCAAUUUUGCAAUAA